CCCGAACGCAGGGAAGGUAACACGGGAUUCUCUGGUCCCGGUGAUACCAGUUGCAGAGGCUGAACAGCUGAUUGGCACGUGUUGCCUGUGCAAACGCCGAGUCGCGGAUUGAAUUUUCGAUCGCUUCGCGAAGAGAUGCGCCGUGCUCUAUGAGGAUUGACCCCGCUCGAUAAAAUAUAUAAUAACGCCGUCGAUUUUUUUUUCUGGUAUCGCCUGGGAUUUCGUGCACAGGGUCUCGGGUUCGCGAAGUGGACUUAUCGUCAACGUUAUCGCAGAGGGUCUAUAAAACGGCCUACAAGCGCGAUAGUCCGUUAGAUUGUGGACGGUUUUGAGAAGAGCAAGUUUCGCAUUAUAUUCCGAUCUCUGAAGAGGGUUGUCCUGCAUCAUACAUCAAUCUGAAAUUUUGCUUUUCUAUAUCUAAAGAUUUGCUUAUGAAUCGACUUUUGCAAUUUUUGCACAACAACAUCACGAUCAACGAAUCAAAACGGAUACUGACUAAUCUCCUAAAAGUAGUUUGAAAUGCAAAGCAACGACUAAAUCGAUUUGUGUAAUUGGAAGAUCAACGGUGAACCUCGGUAUUCGAGCGUCUGUAGACGAUCGCAAGAGACGUUCAAACAAAAAGUAUAUUCUUGAUAAAGAUGUCGCCAAACGAGGAAAGAAUACCGCCGACGAUGUGUCCCAAGACGGAGAUGGAUUGUGAUGUGACGCUGAGGAAGAAUCGAUUGGCGAACGGUGAAACGGUAAACAAUCAUGAAACGACGACCGAGAAGAACGAUGACUUGGCGGUCGAGACCGAGUAUGUGCCAAGGAUAAAGUGGCUAGAUCUCAGUGCGCAAAUCUUCAUACACGGCGGUUGUCUCUACGGAUUGUAUCUGGUGCUCACACAGGCGGUGCUCACACAGGCGAAACUGCUUACAACGUUAUGGGUGUUCGUGACGAUUUAUACAUCUGGUUUUGGUAUUACGGCUGGCGUUCACAGAUUAUGGUCGCACAAGGCGUACAAAGCGAAAUGGCCUUUGCGUCUGUUUUUAGCCUUCCUCUUCACGAUAACAGGACAGAAAGAUUUGUACACGUGGGCAUUGGAUCAUAGAGUACAUCACAAAUAUAGUGAAACCGAUGCGGAUCCUCAUGACGUAAGGAGAGGUUUCUUCUUCGCUCAUGUAGGAUGGCUUUUUAUAACACCUCAUCCCGACGUUGUCGCCAAACGUAAAGCGGUCGACGUGAGUGAUCUAGAAGCCGAUCCCAUAGUUAUGUGGCAAAGAAGGUUGUACAUACCUCUAUUUGUGCUUUUGACCAUCUUACUACCGGUGGGGAUUCCUUGUUAUUUCUGGUCGGAGUCAUUGUGGAUUUCAUUCUGGGUGAAUUUCAAUUUUCGCUUCUCUAUCAAUUUGAACAUAGCUUUCUCCGUCAACAGCGUGGCGCACAUGUGGGGACAAAAACCGUAUGAUAAGAAUAUCUCACCAGUGGAAAACAUUGCGGUAUCAAUCGCGGCGCUUGGUGAGGGAUAUCACAACUAUCAUCACGUGUUUCCAUGGGACUACAAGACCAGCGAGCUGGGCAAUUACCCAUUCAAUCUUAGCACCGGCUUCAUCGACGCUUUUGCGCGGAUUGGUUGGGCCUACGAUUUGAAGUCUGUCUCGCCAAAUAUGAUUCGUCGCAGAGCGGAUCGGUGUGGCGAUGGAAGUCACAUUUGGGGUUACGGCGAUGCCGAUAUCUCUCAAGAAGAUCAGGCAGAAUUGGAUGUAAUGGAUAGUCAGUAGUGAGACUCUUGAGAAAAACUCAAAGCGGAAAUCGUGAUCAGAUUUUCUCGGAUGAAUUGAACAAACGCUAGAAAAAGCGUCUUCUAAUACCAUAUUAAAAUACCGUAUUAGUAAUACACCGUGGACCAUGUGAGUCUUUCACAGAACUAAAAUAAUAUGGGAUUUGAGAUACCGUGUAACUUUAAGUUCCACGUAAAUUAGCUUACCAUUGGGAAAUGUUUCAAACGUAAUGGUAAAAUUGAAGAGGUAUUUCAAUCAAAAGUUAGUUAAUAAAAGUGAAGUUGGCUCUCGAUUAUAAUCAUCGGUAAUAAAUAAAUAGUUUUAUUUAUGAUAACCAUGAAUUAUUCGUAAACCGUAGAAUUAAGAUAUAUGCAUGAUAUUGGUUGUUUAUUUAUUUUAUAUUUAGGGGAUUUAUUUGUUGCAAAAAGAAAAUAAAUUUCAUCUGGUAACAUAUGUACAAUGGCAAAGAUGUAAUUGACUAAUUAAAACUUCACAUAAUCGAGGGUUUAUUGUAUGGUACACACACGAGAAGCUAUUGUUUAAUUUAAUGCAAUACGUGUUAUUACGUUUCUGAUAAUACGUACAUAGUUGUUAUUUGUUACAGUUAUAUAAGUACAUUAUUGAAAAUUUCCCGUUAAAAGUAUCCGAUUAAAACUACUAGAAAGCACUCUAUUAUUCGAUUAGUAAGAUUAAAUUGUAUUUUUGUAUCUGCAUUUUUUAGUAAAACACAAUUACUUUAAAAUAGGUAUGUAUUGUAUUGUAUCGGUUGUAUUAUAUGUUUUGCUGAAAAAUUCAAAUUUACAAUUUAAUUGUAAAUUUGAAUUUUUCAGCAAAACAUAUAAUACAACCGAUGGAAAAUUCAAAAACAUCAUUCAAUUAAACUCUAUAAAGUUCAAUUAUUAUAUUAUACAAUCGAUUUGAAGCUAUUAUGUUUUACUGGAAAAUAUAGGUUCAAAAACACAAUUCAAUCUUACAAUUAGACCGAAUAGAGCUGUCUAGUAAUUUAAGCCAGACAUUUUCGACAGCGUUCUAUUUUAUUAACGCAAAAUACAAUAAAUGAGAAAAUUGGUUCGUUCUAUGAUAAAAUUGUGUAUAAAUACUUUAUAAUACUUUUCUUUCAAUCUUUAGUUAGGAAACAGCAUUCGAAAUUUGUUUUGGACAAUUAAAAAGAGAUGAAAAUAAAAUCACCGCAUGCUAUCAAGGUAAUUUUUUCAACAAAUCUUUCUUAUAUCGUAGCUUUUAUACAAUAAUAAAAUUUUAAUUUAUAUUCUAUUAAAACUUGAAAUACGGGUCACAUGAUAAACCUGAUGUAAGUUGUUUUUAAUAUGAAUUAUAUUUAAGAUAAAAUUACUUUAUACACUAAUAAUGUAUACUUUUUGUAUUUGUACGGUUACGCUUAAUUCCACGCUUUAUACUUUGGUAUCUAGAAAUGUUACAUUGACCAGUUAGCUUAAACAGAUUAUAAAUGAUAAUACUUAUGGUGCCUUUUAUAAGAUACUUUUUCCAACAUAGUUCCUAUAUUGUUCACAAGCGUAUCUUAUUGUUAUAUACAAAUGUAUCCUAAAUUAUGUGUUAAAUAUUAUAUGUUUAAUAUUUAAUACUGUAUAUUAAAAUAACAAAAUAAUAUAUGGAAAUUUUCUGUGCAACUUGUAAAAAAUUAUCCAAUAAAAUCUUAUUUAAUCUUA
Solenopsis invicta (red fire ant) is the source of this 3445-nucleotide messenger RNA. Its product is annotated as acyl-CoA Delta(11) desaturase-like. Gene Ontology annotation, cellular component: endoplasmic reticulum membrane. Gene Ontology annotation, molecular function: stearoyl-CoA 9-desaturase activity; iron ion binding. The transcript has 7 exons. Lineage: Eukaryota; Metazoa; Arthropoda; Insecta; Hymenoptera; Formicidae. Gene Ontology annotation, biological process: unsaturated fatty acid biosynthetic process. Bases 639 to 1760 code for a protein of 373 amino acids. The record is from RefSeq and is a predicted model, not a curated record.